ACAAGAUGGCCCUUUCAUUAUUUCUCUGAAUAUAACUGAGUGCAUGAAGUGCACAUCAGCCAUAGUUGGGUAAAUGUUUUUAAUGUGUACACGCAGAUACGGAUGCUAAAAACAAAUACCCCUAAACUAAACCAAACACAAAUGCCCAUCUUAUAUUCACCACUUGUGCUGUAAAUCUCAAUAGAAAAAGCUCAGAAACGAUGUGACCCUGAGGGAAAACACAAAACAUAAUCCUUACAGCUAAAUUUGGUGGCGGUGCCAGCCAUCCCUCCCUCUAUCCCGUGCGUCUCGCGCUCACUUUGAUCAACGUAGGGCUCCGCGCAGUACGCGCUCGCUCCGUCGCGCACCUUUACCGGACUCUAUAAUCUGACACGGACUUCGGGGACAGUCUUAAAAUGACCGAACCACAGACACGACUUUAGAUUCAUCUCUCACGGACGCGCUCUGCUCCUCCCCAAAGAACCGGAACCAGCUCUGCGCUCUGGAGGGGGCACGAGAGGAGACCGAGGGGCACGCCGCUCACUUUUAAACGUUCGUAUUGUGUCUCUGGACAGUUUUCAUCAGGAAAACUUGAGUUAUGGGACGUGUCGGGGUUGUUUAUUACGCCGGGUGUGUUUUAAAACUUUUGAGUCAUUUACAUAAUGCUUACUAUAGUGGCUCACCAUGAAGCGCGAUUUAAGAUGCCACAGAAAAAGCUUAAAUGUUUUUAUAAAUGUGGUAUAAAGGCUGUACUGGACUUUUAGCUGAGAUUACAUUAACAGUAAUAUGUUGACGCGCCUUUAUUAUUAACAAAAGUCCGAGUCUUUUCAUGAAUAACUGUUCGGCGCUUGUUCACGUGCACGAUGUUAAAAGCUUGUUAACUUUUUGAAUGAUUUAAAAGAGACUCUUUUUAUAGUAUUUAAUAAUAACAAUAAUGAUUUUAUGAUUUGUUCGGAAAAGUGCACGAGUUUAGUGUUAAUGUUGCAUCAGUUUAGCGCGCGUGAACGCAGUUAUGUUAGGCAGUCCGUCUAAUAACGGAGGCAUUAGGAUGCUCGUCCCCCCCGCCAACAAUGACGACAGGCGGGUUGAGUUUGUGGCUCUCACGGCUGUUCAUACAGAAAGAAGCGAGCCAUCAUCCCCAGAGCGGGCUCACCCAUCUCAUCGCACCGGUUUACUGGGCACACCGCUGCCUGUACCACCGGGACCCAGGGCGACCCCUUCUGCCUCUAGCAAAAGCUACAGAAAGUUACAAAACUGCCUGUACAACGUGCUGGAGAGACCCAGAGGAUGGGCAUUCAUCUAUCACGCCUUCAUUUUUCUUCUGGUAUUGAGCUGUCUGGUGCUUUCUGUUUUCUCCACCAUCCCCGACCAUCAGAAAUUUGCCAAUGAGGCGCUCUUCAUUCUGGAGUUUGUGAUGAUUGUGGUUUUUGGCCUGGAGUACUUUGUGAGGAUCUGGGCUGCUGGGUGUUGCUGCAGGUACAGAGGAUGGCAGGGUCGAUUACGCUUCGCCAGGAAGCCCUUCUGUGUCAUAGACUUCAUUGUGUUUGUGGCGUCACUGGCAGUGAUAGCAGCGGGCACGCAGGGAAACAUCUUCGCUACAUCUGCUUUGCGCAGCAUGCGUUUCCUGCAGAUUUUGCGCAUGGUGCGCAUGGACCGGAGAGGAGGCACCUGGAAGUUACUGGGGUCUGUUGUAUACGCUCACAGCAAGGAGCUUAUCACAGCCUGGUACAUCGGCUUCCUGGUACUGAUCUUUGCUUCCUUUUUGGUCUAUUUGGCUGAGAAAGACAACAACCAAGAGUUUUCUACUUAUGCUGACUCCCUCUGGUGGGGAACAAUAACCCUCACUACAAUCGGCUACGGUGACAAGACUCCACACACCUGGCAAGGUCGACUUUUAGCAGCUUGCUUUGCUCUGUUGGGAGUGUCAUUCUUUGCACUACCUGCUGGCAUCCUGGGUUCAGGUUUUGCUCUAAAGGUUCAGGAGCAACACAGACAGAAACAUUUUGAGAAGAGAAGGACGCCCGCUGCCAACCUCAUACAGGCCGCAUGGCGUCUCUACUCUACAGAUGCUCAGCAUUCAUAUCUCACAGCUACAUGGUAUUUCUAUGACAGUAUGCUGCCGUCUUUCAGAGAACUGACAUUACUGUUCAGUCAUCUCCAACGGUCACGUAGCGCCAAGAAGGUUCUCCACAACUCCUACCAAACGUUGCUGUCGGGGCUCCGGCCUUAUAGCUCCCCCUACCUGUCGGGGGACAGUCAGCUCAUAUCUAAAAAGCGAGGUUUCUUCCGGAUUCAUGCUGGCAGUAAGCAGAGUGGGAAGCUGGGAUUCCGUGACCGCAUCAGGAUGAACAAUUCCCGUUCCUCUCAGGCGCUCCGCAGCAAGGCUUCUCCUCUUCCAUCCGGAAACGUGCGUCAGACGCCGAGCACGGAGAACGUUCCAGAAGCCACGAGUCCCAGUAAAGUCCAGAAAAGCUGGAGCUUCAAUGAUCGGACUCGAUUCCGUACCUCUCUCCGCCUGAAACCACGGCCUGCUGCAGAUGUGGAGGGAAUUGGAGAGGAGAACGCAGAAGACAAAUCUUACUGUGAUGUUGCCAUGGAAGACGUCAUACCAGCAGUGAAGACUUUAAUUCGAGCUGUUAGAAUUCUCAAAUUCCUGGUGGCCAAGCGGAAGUUUAAGGAAACCCUGCGGCCGUAUGAUGUGAAAGACGUGAUCGAGCAGUACUCUGCAGGACACCUCGAUAUGCUUGGCAGAAUCAAAAGUCUGCAGAUGAGGGUGGAUCAGAUUGUGGGUCGUGGUGCUAUUUCAGCAGAUAAAAAGUCAAGACCUGAGAAAGGAGAAAAAACUCCUCCUGAACUGGAUCAGAUGGAUGAAUUAAGCAUGAUGGGCCGUGUAAUGAAGGUGGAGAAGCAGGUGCAGUCAAUUGAAAACAAACUGGACCUUCUUCUCAACUUCUAUUCCCAGUGCCUAAAAAAGGGCUCGUCCCACUUCACGCUUUCCUCCCUGCUGGAACCCGACCUGACCUCCGACUACCACAGUCCCACAGAUCAACGUGACCUCUUCCCUUCUGCCAACACCCUUAAUAUCUCCCACUCAGACAGCGGCAACAUGGAAUGACCCAUGGGGAAACCGAAGAACUGAGAUCAUCCAGCAGCCCCACGCUGACUGUAGCAUCAUCAGGGCGCUCAUCCAAAGCCUAAAUACCUCCCUACACUAAACUUACACUACUACAAGUAUUAAAUCACAUGUCCUCAAAUAAAACUUUGCUGCAUCCUUGCAUGGGUUCUUCCUUUGCACAAUUGGAGAGUAGCAUCUUGUCUUGUUUUUCUAGAGUAUGCCUUGCAAACGCCCUGGUAUUUCAUAGUGUUUGGGUUUUUGAAGAUGCACAUUGGUAGUGGUAACACAAAUUGCCACCCAACUAUCAGGUUCCUUGUUGCUUUUCCUUUGAAAUGAUUCAGGACCGUUUUGAAAAAUUAAUAAUAAUACUGCUGGAUGAAGACAUUAUUGACGUUUACGUGGCAUUCUGUGGACUCCUAAUUCAGUCUUCCGAAAUACAUGGGGGGAAAAGUCACCUGACUGCUAUAAAACUGUCCCCUAUUGAAUUUCUUUCAAAUGAAUCAUAAUUUAUGCUGUUUCUUCCUGGAACUCUCAGUGCCAAUAUUGUUUCUUGGUUUUGGGUUUUUGAUAAUCAUGAGGUCCACAGAGCUAUUCUAUUUUUCUGUCUUGUUUUGUAUGAAAUCAGGGCAUUGUGAAUCUGUACUGAAUUUGAUUUUGGACACUAUUUCAUGGCCAUGGCCUUACACUUUGACCUGAUGCAACAGACCCCUUGUGCCACAAGAAGACAUUGAGCUUCUAUUGAAUGUACGAACAUACGGUACACUUUCUUUGUCUAUGUGUCGUGAACUGUGUCCUUCAAGAAUAUAACCUCACAGAACGAAGUACAGGACCGCAUGAUGGACUCAAGUGACCAAGGGGCAUUGGACAGCAGUUUCACCAAAGCAUCAUCUCCUGUCAUUUUUAUCUUGCAUGGUUUCCCAGCUCGUAAUUCUUGGCAUUUCAGGAAGGAAGAAAUUGGCCUUCGGGUUUCCUUUCUUCAUUGUGGUAACUCAUUGUUGGGUCACUCUCUUGUGCCACUGCAUCAUCAAGCCCACCAUGCAAAAAAGUGCAAAUAAACAAAUUAAAUGAUUCUUUAAAGAAAUAGCCAGCAUUAAAGUGCAUGUUAGAGGCGCGGUGCCUUGAAUAGUUCAGGCAAGUUUGAUUUCUUUUAGUGGGAUUAGUUAUAGAGGCAGUUCAUAUGCCCUUCUCUCCUCUAUGCCUUGAAGCCCAUUUCCUCAUUCUGCAUGUGCAUCAGGACUCAAACUGCUUUUCUAUAUUUCUCCCUUAAUGUGAGUCUAGAUAGAGAUUAGAUUUGGAUUAAGACUAAAGGUCUUUUACCUCACAAUGGCCUUGUUUCUUUUAUCAUCCUGGAGAGAUCAAUAGGUCAAAGAUGAUUUAUCUUGAGGACAGGGGUGGUCGGUUACUUUUCUUCCGAGGGGGGGCAAAUUCAAAAUAUGUGUUCAAAGUGUUGUGUGUGGCUCGUCAUGUGAACCUAUGUGCAUUAUGCGUCAUGUCAAAAUACGAGCCUGCUGCACACGCACCAAAGACACUAACUUAACACUAAACUCUGAUUACACAUGGCGUGCACACCAAAGCUUUUACGCCCGCGGUCAGCGCAUGUUUUCAAUUGUUACCAAUGGAAGCUCUGCGUUUUUCAAAUAAGCCAGCAGCUAGCGUUUUUUUUCACGCUGAAAGCCGCCUCUCGAGAGUUGAAAAAGAUUCAAAUUUGGGUGAAAAGCUCCGCUCGUAAAUGUCGGUUCUCACACGCCCGUCCAAUCACAGUGAAGGAGGGGCAGGACAAGUAUCACAACAACCAACAAGCUCACAACUCAAGUAUCACAGCUACCAAAGAAAGGUGGUGCUCAGCUGAAAAAACAGCUGGGAUUCGGCAUCCUCCAGGCGUUUUCAGCCGCGUUUAAAAGUUUUGGUGUGUACGCCCCCUAAGCAAGUAUCUGGGAAACGCGAGCGUCUCUUUUAUCAUAAACCCUUUCGGAGUGUCUGCAUAAGGCACGUAUUUUGACAUGACGCGUGAUGCACAUAGGUUAACAUGACGCGGCAAACUAAUUUUUUGACAUGACGCGUGAUGUACAUAGGUUAACAUAACUUGCCGAACACAUUUUUUGACAUGACGCGUGAUGCACAUAGGUUAACAUGACGCGGCAAACUAAUUUUUUGACAUGACGCGUGAUGUACAUAGGUUAACAUAACUUGCCGAACACAUUUUUUGACAUGACGCGUGAUGCACAUAGGUUCACAUGACGCGCCGAACGCAUAUUUUGACAUAACACGUGAUGCACAUAGGCUCACAUGACUUGUCGAACACAUAUUUUGACAUGACGCGUGAUGCACAUAGGUUCACAUGACGUGCCAAACACAUAUUUUGACACGAAGGUUAACAUGACCACACAUAUUUUGAAAUGACGUGUGAUGCACAUAGGUUCACAUGACCCGCCGGACACAUAUUUUGACAUGAUGCGUGAUGCACAUAGGUUCACAUCACCCACCGAACACAUAUUUUGACACGACUCGUGAUGCACAUAGGUUCACAUACGUGCCAAACACAUAUUUUGACAUGACGCAUGAUUCACAUAGGUUCACAUGACCCGCCGGACACAUAUUUUGACAUGACGCGUGAUGCACAUAGGUUCAUAUGACCCGCCAAACACAUAUUUUAACACGACUUGUGAUGCACAUAGGUUCACAUGACGUGCCGUACACAUAUUUUGACAAGACGCAUGAUGCACAUAGGUUGACAUGACGUGCCGAACGCAUAUUUUGACAUGACGCGUGAUGCACAUAGGUUCACAUGACCCGCCGAACACAUAUUUUGACACGACUUGUGAUGCACAUAGGUUCACAUACGCGCCAAACACAUAUUUUGACAUGACGCAUGAUUCACAUAGGUUCACAUGACCCGCCGGACACAUAUUUUGACAUGACGCGUGAUGCACAUAGGUUCACAUGACCUGCCAAACACAUAUUUUGAAACGACUUGUGAUGCACAUAGGUUAACAUGACGUGCCGUACACAUAUUUUGACAAGACGCAUGAUGCACAUAGGUUGACAUGACGCGUCGAACGCAUAUUUUGACAUGACGCGUGAUGCACAUAGGUUCACAUGACUUGCCAAACACAUAUUUUGACACAAACGUUAACAUGACCACACAUAUUUUGACAUGACGCAUGAUACACAAAGGAUCACAUGAUGCGCCGAACACAUAUUUUGACAUGACGCAUGAUGCACAAAGGUUCACAUGACCCGCCGAACACAUAUUUUGACAUGAAGAUGGGCUAAAUACAUGUUUUCAUGAGCUACGCAUCGUGCCCCCUCGAAAAAAAGUCACCCGGCCAUCACCGCUUGAGGAUUUAAUUUAUCUCUCAGGCAUGGUGACAUACUUACCAUACAUUGUUUUUGGUAUAAAACACUAUAAUUGUCAUGUUCUAUUCACACGUGUCCUUAACCUCAGCCAUGUACAGCCCUUAUUCAGGAUUGAAAAGUAAAAAAAAGGUGUCAUUGAGAAAGGCAUUAGUCUGAGUGCAUGAACUCAACAUUAGUAUCUAUGCAUGCAGUUUUGGGAAAGGUUCCAGCUAUAUUGGAGAUGCUGUAGCCGGCUCGGUUAUACAGCAGAACGCAUGGAGGCGAUUUUAGGGAAAACAGCCCUCCUCUGCCUUACUGACACUGCUAGAGCACACAUAUCACGUGUUUACGGUACAACAGUGGACCUGAGAGAUUGUUUAGGCCACUAGUCAUGGCAUUAUUUCAUUAUCUAAUGGGCAGAACUGGACUGUAGAAUUUAAGCAUAGUUUUUUACAUUUCCUUUGCACAUUUACAAAUACAAGUAAAUAUAUGCUUGUAGAAAGUAUAAUUUCCCUUUAGAAAUUCUGCAUUUCGUUCUACUGUUACAAAUUAUUUAAAUCAUUCUUGUUUUGGUAUUUUUAAAUGUUUUUCUGUGAAUUUCAUCUACACAUGCUCGAACUUCUCUGUCCCUUUAAACAGAACACUGAACCUUUCAGGCAUUAAGUAAUAUAUAUAAUAUAUUUUUUGUCCUUAUGACAUGAUUGGUAACUGCUGAUGUAAGAAAUAACUUGAUCUAUAAUAUGUAUGUUUAACUCUGACAUGAUUGUAAAAUUAAUAAAUCCAGAUUUUCUUAAUGAAAAAACA
Misgurnus anguillicaudatus (oriental weatherfish) is the source of this 7234-nucleotide messenger RNA. RefSeq names its product potassium voltage-gated channel subfamily KQT member 4. Gene Ontology annotation, molecular function: voltage-gated potassium channel activity. The record is from RefSeq and is a predicted model, not a curated record. Gene Ontology annotation, cellular component: voltage-gated potassium channel complex; membrane. Lineage: Eukaryota; Metazoa; Chordata; Actinopteri; Cypriniformes; Cobitidae. Gene Ontology annotation, biological process: potassium ion transmembrane transport.